Messenger RNA from Carica papaya (papaya), 1110 nucleotides. Its product is annotated as GDSL esterase/lipase At5g33370-like. Gene Ontology annotation, molecular function: hydrolase activity, acting on ester bonds. The record is from RefSeq and is a predicted model, not a curated record. NCBI's taxonomy places the organism in Eukaryota, Viridiplantae, Streptophyta, Magnoliopsida, Brassicales, Caricaceae.
AUGAGCAAUUCUUCAAUCUUGUUAGCUGUCAACAUUAUGAUAGCUUUGAUUUUGUCAUGUGGAUCGAAAAUGGCUGAAUCUCGAGCUUUCUUCGUGUUUGGCGACUCCAUUGUGGACAAUGGCAAUAACAAUUUUUUGAUCACCACAGCUCGAGCUGACUCGCCACCUUAUGGAAUCGAUUUUCCCACUCAUCGACCCACCGGCCGAUUUUCUAAUGGCCUGAAUAUUCCUGAUCUCAUAAGUGAACAAAUGGGAAUAGAUUCUCCAUUGCCAUACUUGAAUCCAGCCUUGAAUGGUCGACAGUUGCUUAAUGGUGCCAAUUUUGCCUCUGCUGGUGUUGGGAUUCUCAAUGACACUGGAAUCCAAUUUGUGAACAUAAUCCGUAUAUACAAGCAACUGAAGCUUUUCCAGCAUUAUCAGCUAAGAGUGAGUACUCUAAUUGGAGCUGUGGAAACCCAGAGACUUGUAAAUGAAGGACUUGUUCUAAUUUCCCUGGGAGGCAAUGAUUUUGUCAAUAAUUACUAUUUAGUGCCAUUUUCUCCGAGGUCUCGUCAAUUUUCUCUCCCCGAUUACGUCGGAUACCUCGUCUCUGAAUAUCGAAAAAUUCUUACGAGGCUACAUGAUGUGGGUGCGAGACGGGUGAUGGUUACGGGAACGGGACCGAUGGGAUGCGUUCCGGCAGAAUUAGCGAUGAGAAGUCCUAACGGAGAGUGUUCGGUUGAACUACAGCGAGCUGCAGGGUUAUACAAUCCACAAUUGGUGGAAAUGUUAAAUGGACUGAACAGGGAGCUGGGGGAAGAUGUGUUUGUUGCUACAAAUGCUUUUGAUAUGCACAUGAACUUCAUUAAUUCCCCUCAAGCUUACGGAUUUACUACGUCAAGAAUAGCAUGCUGUGGACAAGGAGCAUAUAACGGGAUAGGAUUAUGUACGCCAGCGUCAAACCUGUGUCCAAACAGGGAUUUGUAUGUUUUCUGGGAUCCAUUUCAUCCGUCUGAGAAGGCUAAUAGAAUCUUGGUGCAGCAAAUGAUGACUGCCUCUACAAAGUAUAUGCACCCUAUGAAUCUAUCCACCAUCCUCGCCUUGGAUGCCACUACAAACAAGAACCCUUAA